GCUGCUCUGGGCGGGAGCUCGCGGUGCGGUUUGGCCGAGAGAGUGAAGCUGAACUCUGGACACAGAUACACGGGGAGGGCAGAGGCGUGUGGUUCCGUUCCUUAUCAUAUGUCAGUUCAGGUCGCACCUACAGUUAUAGUUUCACGUAUGUCUCGCACUGAGUUUCAAGCCGUUUUGAAGAAUAACACGCAUUCACUCUCGUGUUGUUUCCCUCUCGUUAGCCAGUCACAUAAACAUCACCAAACUGACCUUUAAAGUUUAUUAUCAGGCCUGAUAUCGAGGAGCUGGUGGUAAUUUGAGGGCGUUGGGCGUUUUGUCGUGGUUUCAGAGAUUUCUGCGCAGAUUUGUUUUUCUAAGUAUUGUGCGUGGAAGUGAGACGUUUGGGCCCGCAGUCUCCCGUGUGCGGAGAGCAGAUACAGUUCCCUGGUGGUCUGGAGAGCUCUGCGUACGGAGCUAGAACCUGGACAGCUCAUGACUUCAGACCAAGAAGGAAAAACUAUCGUGGAGCCACAGGUGCAGCAGUCACAGGACGUAAAGGAGAAAGAGAUUACUCUUUUGGAUUCCUCAAAGAUCUCAGACCUUAAUCCCAAUGCAAAGGCAUGGGCCAAUUACAUACCUAAACUGGAGGCCUCUGCUCCAACCUGCACAGAUUCUCAACAGUCAUGGGUAGAAGCGGACGAUGACCCAUCAAACACCGUCUCAGGAGGUUACAACUGCAGUGAAAACAAAGGGAACUGGAAUGAGGAACAGCAGGUAUCUACCUCUGUAGGACUGCCAUUUGCAGCACAGCCAGAAUCAGUGUACAUGGGAAGCUCAGCAAGUGAGAAGGGCAUUGUGUCAAACCAGAGCACCAGUAUGAAAGGAGUGGAUGACUCCAACUCCUCCAGCCAGCUUGAAGACCUUCGAGAACAGUUAAAGGUGACACUGGAGUUCUGCCUCUCUAGGGAGAAUCUCGCCAACGACAUGUACCUCAUCUCGCAAAUGGACAGUGACCAGUAUGUGCCAAUAGUGACUUUGGCAAACCUCGAUCAAGUCAAGAAACUCACCACUGAUGUGGAUCUCAUUGCAGACAUACUAAAAACACUUCCUCUUGUCCAAGUGGACAAAUGUGGAGAGAAAGUACGGCCCAAUCAGAAUCGCUGUAUCGUGAUUCUCAGAGAGGUUCCUGAGGCCACUCCUCUGGAGGAAGUUGAAGCGCUCUUUAAGAGUGAUAACUUGCCCAAAUUCAUCAAUUGUGAGUUUGCCUACAACGACAACUGGUUCAUCACCUUUGAAUCGGAGGCUGAUGCUCAGCUGGCAUAUCAGUAUCUACGAGAAGAGGUGAAAACUUUUCAAGGAAAGCCGAUAAAGGCUAGAAUAAAGGCUAAGGCCAUUGCCGUCAACACUUUUGUGCCAAAGAAUGGAUAUCGGGCAGUGGACGUGUCCUCAAAUGUCCAACAGCGCUACACCCCUUACUACAUCCCACCUGUGUAUGGAGCACAGCAACAGUUCCCACUCUAUCGACUAGUGACUCCUCAGGGCUGGUCUGCUACCCAGGGCUACCUGGACCCCACACUGGUUACUCCUUUUCCCAGCCCUGCGUUCAUUAAUGGUUUUGCUGGUUCUCCGACAUUUAAAUCAGCCUCUUCUCCUUUAACUGUCAGACAAUAUGCACCUCGAAACAGGAGCCACAACAAAACACACAUUCGUCUCACAGCAGAACGUGGAACCAGUCUGCUGGAGAACCCUGCUGCUUUCCCCACCUUCCCUUCAGAGAGAGUCCCCAAUGGGACACGCCCUCCACAAGCUCAUCACUUGGCUAGCCGACCUCGAUUACCAAGCGGUCCGGCCUUUUCUCGCCGGGACCAGUUGGGAAGUGGACGAAUGGAGGUGAACGGAGCAGAUUACUCACUGAACACAGGGCGUGGAAGGAGAGGUGGCUAUGGAUACAGAAAAAGGAGGGAUGACAACAAGUUUCCAAGAGCUGCUACACAGUCGCCCCCUCCUGCUCAGGAGCGCACUCCAUCUCCCAGCUUUGAGCUGGGACUAUCUAGCUUCCCUCCUCUGCCUGGAGCUGCGGGAAAUCUAAAGCCUGAAGUUAAAACUGAAAACAGCCUUGACAACCGACUGUCUGACGUCGUCACUGGAGCGGUUAAAGAUAAGCCUCUAAAUAAGGAUGUGGUCACCAGCCGUGUGAUCUCAGGAACCCCCAAAGAAUCCGUGCAGGCAGUUCCUGCCCCUGCUGCUGCUCAGAUCCCGGUGGACCAGCAACACUCGCCCUCUCCAGUCCUUUCAAACCUGAUACCUGUAGAAAAACCUAAAGAGACGCAAACACCUCUAGAGAAAUUCUCAGUUACACACGCUGCUAAAACCGCACCACUGAGCAAUCCAGUGACGGAGCCCCGGAAGCCAAGUUACGCAGAGAUCUGUCAGAGGAUACGAGAGGCACCAACACAGCAGCCGUCAGCAGAUCCCCGACCUCCCAGCUCCACCGCUGAAGACAUCAAGCCUCCUGACUCCGCAGAACGCAGAUGCAGAGAGCCUGCACCUGCCAAAUCUGCGGCGGCUUGUCCCCGAGAGACAAUAACAUCUCAUCAGAACGCUGGAGAUCGAGCGAGCGGAGGCACGACAGCUUCCGUCCACCAAUCCUGAGAGCUCGGCUCUGCUUCCUGGACUGAACGGAAUGAAAACUCUUUGUUGGGGCUGCUCAAAAGUCCCUCUUAUCUCACAGUCUCUCUAUGAGUGCACACAUUGACAAGUUGUCACUGGAAUCAGGGCCUACAGACAAAAGCACUUGUGCGUGAAGGGUUCUCUGAGCAUUUUUGUUGUCCUUUUUGUCGUUUUGGUUUCCUUAACAAGGUCUUUGUUUGUUUUCCAAGGAAAAUUGGAGUGAACCAGCACCAGUUGGAGAUUAACUAACUAUGUUUAAAAAUGUUUUGUCAGAGCUCACACUUUUUUUUUUUUUUGUUCAAACUGUUGUUUAAACUUCAAAUAGUGCUGUUGGGAAGAAAUACGGAUUUUUGGAUAGUGCUGAUCCUGAAACGCUUACAUUUGUGUUCUUUUUUUAAUUCAUAUGUAUAUCAUUUUUGCUAACCUUUAGUGUCUUGGUACUGACUUUAUUGUGCGCGAUUCUGUACAUGUGUCUCUACAGCGCGCUCAGCGGUCCCGGCCAUUACAACUGCAUGAGUGAAACUUUCGUGUAAAUCUGUUUUGUGUGUUCUGUUUUUACGUUUGGAUGUUUCGGCACUGGAGUGAUUUUUUUGAGCUCUGAAUAAAAAAAAAUGUUGUUUGUUUUUUUACAUGCUAAUCCUCUAUCAAUUGUACUAAUGUGAUUAUUGUAGCAGGUGUAUGUAUACCUGUUCUUGUGUGCAUGAUUUAUUUUAUGUUUUGGCUUUUUUCUUUUUAACAUUUUAAUGGCACACGUUAGUUUGCUGUAUAUUUUUCUCAUUUUUGUUUUUUCUUACCAUUUGUUUGGGAAGAAUCUGGACUGAUGCCUCAUCAUUAAAGGGAUAGUUCACGCAAAAAUGAAAAUUCUGGCAGCAUUUGCUUACCCUCAUAUUGUUCCAAACCCAUAUGACUGAAAGAAAAAAGGAGAUGAUCGGUUGAAUGUUCAGUCUUCAUCACUAUUCACUUUCACUGUAUGGAAAAGAUGCAAUGUGAAUGGUGACUGAGCCGAUCUGUAACAUUCUGAAUAGCAUCUCAUUUUGUGUUCCACGGAAGGAAAUCAUAAUGGUUUGGAACAACAUAAGGGUGAGAAAAUGAUUCAUUUUUGGGUGAAUUAUCCCUUUAAAUUCUGGAAGAUCUUCACACUGCAAAGUCCUCAGGUUGUGAGGGGAAGUGUGUUCAUGUGCCUAGUCUGCUGUGAUCUAAAUGAUAGAUGGCUAUUAUUAUUGUUUGUUUGUUAUCCUGGUGUUGUGCUAGGUUUCGUCACAUGGUUAAUUUGGUGCUUUAAUCUAUAUUAAUGGAGGGAAAGACAUCGACAUGCACCAACAUAUAUCCUAUGAUCUUCACCGAUUUGCUUUCAUAUCACCACAGUUAAAAGAGUGGGAUCAUGUACAUUUAUAUAGUGACGCAUACAUAAAGAACGAAAAGAUCUGAGCCUUCAGCACACAUGGACCAGCGCUGUUUUUCUGGGGUUUCUCCUUUAUGCAGACUUUGUAUUUUGUGUACAUAUCACACACUUGACUUGCCCCUCGUUCAUGCAUAUUCUGUUCAUUGGUCAUUAGUUCAAUUGCCCAUCAGUUUGAAAUCGUGUUGGGUGGAGCGAGACAGUUUCUUGUUUUGAUGUCUUCCUGCAGCGUGGAGCAUGUGCAGAAUGCUUUGAGAUGUUCGUCAUGCCGUUUGUCUGUUGUUUAUAUUCUCUUGUAUCUUCCCUGUGAGUAAUUUGUUCCUUGGUUAAUCAAAAAAAAAAAUCUCUAUGUUAAUUUUUGGACUCUGAGAAUGCAACUGAUUGUUUUUCCAUCAAUAAACAAAGCAUACCAUGUUUCAAAGUAAUUAAGAUUUCAUUACAUAAAGCUCUGAAGAUGUUAAAAAAAAAAAAAAAAGAA
This is a messenger RNA of Myxocyprinus asiaticus (Chinese sucker), 4526 nucleotides long. RefSeq names its product La ribonucleoprotein 4B (gene larp4b). The record is from RefSeq and is a predicted model, not a curated record. NCBI's taxonomy places the organism in Eukaryota, Metazoa, Chordata, Actinopteri, Cypriniformes, Catostomidae. Gene Ontology annotation, molecular function: mRNA 3'-UTR binding. Bases 472 to 2631 code for a protein of 719 amino acids. Gene Ontology annotation, biological process: positive regulation of translation. Gene Ontology annotation, cellular component: cytosol; cytoplasmic stress granule. The transcript is spliced from 17 exons.